GCGCAGCCUUUGCAUCCCCCCGGGAUGCUCCAGGCAGAGCAGAGGCAUGGAGACAGUGCAGGAAGAGAGGGUUCGCCCCUGGGUGGACUCCGACCCCCGCCCAACAGGCUGCUGGAUCUGCCUGGAUCUGCCCAUUUCUCCCAGUGCUGACACACAUCCCACGCUCCCGUCCCCGCAGUUCCAGAGUCUGCAGCAGGAGCGGGAGAUGUGUUUGGCUUCAAACUGUACCCAGGCCAGGGUGAACCUGUCCCUGCGCCCGCGGCUGGAGGACGGGAAGGCUUCCCUGGCCAUCAAGUACCAGGAGCUGCGGGAGAUCCGAGAGGCAUGUUGGGACAAGCAGCAGCGCCUGGAGGCUUACCUGGAGAAGUGGAGCCCACAGAGCGCCCUGGGCCAGCUCCAAGCCAGGCUCGAUGCCUCUGAAGCAGAGUCAGAGGUACAGAUAGAGCAGUUCCUGGCCCAGGACCUGCCCCUUGAGUCCUUUCUGGAGUCCUUCUGCCAGAGCCGCACACGCUCCCACAUCUGCCGGACGCAGCUGGAGAAACUGCAGGAGCUGCUGCAGAAGGACCAGGUGCAGAAGGACCAGGUGGGGAGGGACCCUGCGGGCCCCACGAAGUGCCCAGGUGCCCCGGCUAGCCCACCACCAGCCCGCCUUGCCCCGUUACGGAGUGGAGUAGCCCCCAAAGCCUUCGAUCUCUCCUACGGCUUUGUGCCCGCCUUCCUCAUCCCCUCGGAGGCCGUUGUGCCUUUUCCCGUGCCAGCUGCGCCUCCCAAG
Messenger RNA from Manacus vitellinus (golden-collared manakin), 772 nucleotides. RefSeq names its product VPS37D subunit of ESCRT-I (gene VPS37D). The transcript is spliced from 3 exons. Gene Ontology annotation, cellular component: ESCRT I complex. The annotation marks the transcript as partial. The record is from RefSeq and is a predicted model, not a curated record. NCBI's taxonomy places the organism in Eukaryota, Metazoa, Chordata, Aves, Passeriformes, Pipridae. Gene Ontology annotation, biological process: protein targeting to membrane; ubiquitin-dependent protein catabolic process via the multivesicular body sorting pathway; protein targeting to vacuole.